Schizosaccharomyces osmophilus is the source of this 1122-nucleotide messenger RNA. RefSeq names its product glycerol-3-phosphate dehydrogenase Gpd2 (gene gpd2). Gene Ontology annotation, cellular component: cytosol; glycerol-3-phosphate dehydrogenase (FAD) complex; nucleus. Gene Ontology annotation, biological process: glycerol-3-phosphate catabolic process; carbohydrate metabolic process. Bases 1 to 1122 code for a protein of 373 amino acids. Gene Ontology annotation, molecular function: protein homodimerization activity; glycerol-3-phosphate dehydrogenase [NAD(P)+] activity; NAD binding. The record is from RefSeq and is a predicted model, not a curated record. Lineage: Eukaryota; Fungi; Ascomycota; Schizosaccharomycetes; Schizosaccharomycetales; Schizosaccharomycetaceae. The transcript has a single exon.
AUGAGUGGAGCAUCUUUUAAUCGUCUUAGUGCUUUGUCACAUACCCUUCAAAAACAAUUCACAUCCAAGCGUGUUUCUGUUGGAGUUAUCGGCUCUGGUAAUUGGGGUACUGCCAUCGCAAAAAUAUGCGGAGAAAAUGCUGAAGCUCAUCCGGAACUCUUUCAUCCUCAAGUUCACAUGUGGAUGUAUGAAGAAAACGUCGAACACCUUGGCGAAACUCGCAAACUUACCGAGAUAUUUAAUUCGACUCAUGAAAAUAUAAAGUAUCUGAAGGGUGUUCAGUGUCCCUCUAAUGUUUAUGCCAACCCCGAUAUUCGCGACGUUGGAGCCAGAAGUGAUGUCCUUAUAUGGGUCCUUCCCCAUCAGUUCGUUGUGCGAGUCUGCGAUCAACUAAAAGGUCACUUGAAGAAAGAUGCCGUUGCUAUUUCUUGUAUCAAAGGAGUCUCAGUCAGUGCCGACCGGGUUCGUCUUUUUUCGGACAUCAUUCAGGAACGUACCGGUAUGUACUGUGGUGUUCUUUCCGGAGCAAACAUCGCCAGUGAGGUAGCAAAGGAAAAAUUUUGUGAAACAACUAUUGGGUACGAUCCUGAUAAUUCAGUAAAUCCUUUAUAUACUCCUAACACCAUACGUUCUGUGUUCAAUCGACCCUACUUCCGUGUUCAAGUAGUCAAAGAUGUUCCCGGUGUAGCUUUAGGUGGUGCCUUGAAGAACAUCGUCGCCGUUGCUGCUGGUAUUAUUGAUGGACUUGAACUGGGCGAUAAUACAAAAUCGGCCAUUAUGAGAAUUGGCCUUGCAGAAAUGCAAAAGUUUGGUGCUAUGUUUUUUGAUUGUGAUCGUCUUACAAUGAGUGAAGAAUCUUGUGGUAUUGCCGAUUUGAUCACCACUUGUCUUGGUGGUCGUAACCGUAAAUGUGCUGUUGCUUUUGUUAAAACUGGCAAGCCUAUGCAUGUAUUGGAGAACGAGCUUCUGAAUGGCCAAAAGUUGCAAGGUGCAGCUACUGCUAAAGAAGUUCACGAAUUUUUGGAGCAUCAAAAUAAGGUGGAUGAAUUUCCUCUUUUCAAAGCCGUGUACAAUAUUGUCUUUAAAAAUCUUCCUCCGAAUAAACUACUGGAAGCUAUUUAA